Messenger RNA from Haliaeetus leucocephalus (bald eagle), 2290 nucleotides. RefSeq names its product selectin E (gene SELE). NCBI's taxonomy places the organism in Eukaryota, Metazoa, Chordata, Aves, Accipitriformes, Accipitridae. Gene Ontology annotation, biological process: leukocyte tethering or rolling; heterophilic cell-cell adhesion; response to cytokine. Gene Ontology annotation, molecular function: sialic acid binding; oligosaccharide binding. The transcript is spliced from 12 exons. Gene Ontology annotation, cellular component: external side of plasma membrane; membrane. The record is from RefSeq and is a predicted model, not a curated record. Bases 191 to 1654 code for a protein of 487 amino acids.
GGCUGUAGUAAAGGCAGGGGAUUACACAGUCCAGACACUUGGAGCUGAACUUAAUCUUCAAGUCCAUAUUCAGCAACUUAGCAACAGAAAUCAGUCACUGAGAAAUAUCGCGGAGGACUUUUGCCACCCAGCCACCACAACUACAACCUCCAUCCACUUAAAAGAUAAAGAGAAGAGAAAACUGUCAAACAUGAUUUGCUUGUGGUUCCUAUCUCUUCUUGCUUAUGGACUUACAAUACUGCAGGGGGUGAAUUGUUGGACAUACCAUUAUUCAGACACAAACAUGACCUACAGGGAAGCAGAGCUGUGGUGCAAAAAGAGGUAUACUAACAUGGUUGCCAUUCAGAAUAAGGACGAAAUCAACUAUCUCAAUAACUUCUUACCCUUCAAUCCGGGUUACUACUGGAUUGGAAUCAGAAAAAUUAAUGAGGUAUGGACCUGGAUUGGAACUAACAAAGAACUAACAGAAGAGGCAGAAAACUGGGCUUCAGGUGAGCCAAAUGGCAAAGGGAACAAUGAAGACUGUGUUGAAAUCUACAUCAAAAGAGGGAAGGAUGACGGCAAAUGGAAUGAUGAACAGUGUGAAAAAAAGAAGGUCGCCUUGUGCUACACAGCUUCUUGCAACCCAUCUCUCUGCAGUGGCCGUGGAGAAUGCAUAGAGACUAUUAACAAUCACACUUGCCAUUGUAACCCUGGAUUCUAUGGGCCUGAAUGCGAGUUUGUUGAGAGUUGUAAUCCACUAAAGAAACCUGAUCAUGGGAGCCUCCAGUGUAACCAUCCAUUGGAGAACUUCAGCUACAACUCAUCCUGCACAGUUCAGUGUGAGGAAGGCUAUGAACUGACUGCAUUGGAAUCUGUGUACUGUACCUCUUCUGGGGACUGGUCUACCCCCCUUGCAGCAUGCAAAGCUGUGACCUGUCCUGCCUUAGAAAUGCCUGCUCAUGGUGCUGUGAACUGCUCCCAUCCCUCUGUGGAGCUCACCUGGGGUACCACCUGUGAGUUCACCUGUGAGGAAGGAUUUGCCCUGACAGGACCAGCCACACUGCAGUGUGGGUCUUCUGGGGCCUGGGACAGGCAGCAGCCAUCCUGUGCAGCUGUGAGAUGUGAGGCUGUAACCUGGCCAGAAGAAGGCUUUGUGACCUGUGACCAUGCUCCUGCAGAUCUCGCCUAUCGCUCGCGUUGUGAUUUCCGCUGCAGCGAGGGCUACGUUCUGGAUGGCCCAUCCAGCAUUGAGUGCACGGCACAGGGACAGUGGUCAGAGCCAGUGCCAAAAUGCAAAGUUGUACAGUGUGAACCACUGAGCUCUCCUGAGAAAAGCUCUAUGGAUUGCUCACAUGGUGCUGGGAACUUCACGUACAACACAGCCUGCCACUUCAGCUGUCUAGAAGGAUGGAGGCUCAAUGGUUCUCAUGUUCUUGAGUGCAAUCAUUCAGGAAACUGGAGUGCCAGUCUGCCCACAUGUGAAGCUUCUGAACAAGUCAGCCAUGUCUCUGUGGGCAUAGCAGCCACAAGUGCCUCUCUGUUGUCCACGGCAUCAUUCCUCCUUUGGCUUGCAAGACGUUUCCGAAGAAAAGCAAAGAAAUUUACUCCUUCCAGUAGCUGCCAAAGCCUAACCACUGAAGGUAGUUUCCAAAGUGCUGGCCAGAAUGUCUAACUCUGGGUGAUUCAGGAACUGAAGCCUUCUUUACUUACGUCUCAGAGAUUUCUGGAGAAUGAAACUGCAUGCAAAUCAGCAGCUGUCCAGAUGUUUUUACCGCUUGCUGACAAGAUGAUUGACCUUGUGUAUUGUUCAGAAAUUUUGAAUCCAAGCUGUCUGGUAUUUCCACUGAAGACAAGCACAGAGUAAAACUCUGGCCUUCUGGCAAAAUACUGUCUACAUUCAGUCAUGUAGUUAUCAAAACUGGGAGCUUGCCAUCUCUUGUCCAGAUGGUGAGCAAAUAGUAAGCUGCUGCCUAAAGAGGAGGCUGGUUUCUCCUCUGGUCUACUCAAAGGUACCUAGGUGAGGUGAAGACAUGCAUUAUUUCACAUCACUUACUACACUGCUGGAGAUGUCUUCUCUGGAGUCAUAUGGGUUAUACUUGUAGAAACAGAGUAAUUGGGAUGAAAAAAAUAUUCAUUGAAUAGCUUUGAAACCAUUGAUCUGGUUUGUUGUCGAAGUCAGUUUAUUUUAAGAGGAUGUCCUAGUCCAUAAAUAUGCCUGUAAUGAUAUGGGCCAUUAUUUGGGUUUCUGCUGCAUGUCUCAGAAAGCUUAGGGACUUUAAACACUUCCUUUUUUUUUUUUCUUUUUCUU